This is a messenger RNA of Mesocestoides corti, 3120 nucleotides long. The record is from the annotation of a GenBank genome assembly. NCBI's taxonomy places the organism in Eukaryota, Metazoa, Platyhelminthes, Cestoda, Cyclophyllidea, Mesocestoididae.
AUGCUCGGUUCUGUUGUGCGUAUAUACGGUUGUGUUCUAUAUAUGUUUUUCCUCAUUCUUUAUGGUCUUUUUGGAAUACUGUACCUACAAAAAGUACUUCUAAAGAACUGCGACGCGACAGACUAUAACUCCGAUGAGAUAGUGGAGAGUUUGCGUCAAUUCUCAGAGAUCCUCGUUUGGGGUGAUCAAAAUGAUGGCGCCAUUAUGGAUUUCUUUUGGGAGCAGAAUUGCCUUGAACUGCUCAUCCGAUACAUUGAAAAGAGAAAAGAUCGCAAUGUUUGUGUUCAGCUGCUCCAAACCCUUAAUAUUCUUUUUGAAAAUCUUACUAAUAACAGAGCAAUAUAUUAUCUUCUUUCCCAAAAUCAUACUAACGGUAUCAUUCUUCACGACUUUGACUUCUCUGAUGAAGAAGUUAUUGGCUAUUAUAUUGCAUUCUUGAAGUCACUCUCUUUUCGCGUCAAUGAAGAUACAAUAAAUUUUUUCUACGACGAAGCCCAGUCAAGUUUUCCUCUGUAUCAGAGGGCUCUUCGAUUUUUCAAUCAUUCGGAAACUAUGGUGCGCAUAGCCGUACGAACUAUCACCCUCAACAUCUUUAAGGUUCGCAACGUUCCCUGCGCCAUGUACGUUUACGCUUGUACCUCUGUACCAUACUUUUCUCACCUAACGGAGGAAAUGCGGAAAACUGCUUCGGCCAUCAAUGACUCAAUUUGCUUUCACAACAGACUGGUUAAUCGGAGCCGGAUUGAGGACCUCGUCGCGGAAACGUCUGACCAUCUGCAUUACAUUGACGACAUUUUCUCAUUAGGAAUUCCCGAUCUGACAAACGUGCUCUUCUUCAUCCUCCUUCAACGUCUUUUCCUUCCUCUCUACGUGCAUUCCCUCACAAAAAGACAUCUACCGAAUAAUAGCACUAAUAACUAUAAGGGCUCUUCUCGGGGAUACUUUUUUCACGCAGUGUCAAUGUUCCUUCUCUCUCAAGUCUUCACAAUUCUUCACCAGCCUGAUCUUAUUCGAGUCCUUUCCGAAGCAAUUCUGAUUGGCGAUUUGACUUUGCUUUGCCCAGCCGCUCAGGCCACUAGCGGGGAGGCCACAGGUGAUGUGGUCGCUCACCUGCGCGCAGCGCAUCACGGCAAACGAGCCGUGAAGAUGUCCCCGCCUGGUUCGCGUCUCGCCGCCUUCCUUCGCACCAUAGCUGGAUGCGGGUGCCAAAUCAGCUCCGUGGAGAACGUCCAGGCCGCCUCGUCAACGCUAGAUGAGGACAUCGCCAAGUGUUCCCUAGCCAUUCAAGAUUAUUCUGCAGUUAACAAUAAGAGUAAUAUUAGCUCUGACGAAAAUCAAAGUGGCGUUCCACGGGACUCGUCCUCUCCUACCUCCUCCUCAUCUUCCUCCGAUUUUGCUAGUCAAAUUGCGGUGACACCAUUGGCCGUGCCCUCACCCCCUCAACACGACCCCUCGGAGCGAAAUGAGCGUCCUGACGAAGCCCACUCACAACCCUCAGCCGGUUCCGGUUUCAGCCUGACGAGCAAACCGUUCCUUCGGGCUCUCUUCCGGUCCCUUGAAGUCGGCCCGGGCACCGACUAUGACACGUUUUUCGCGCUCUCCCUUCUUAUCGCCAUAAAGCAAAAUGGUGGUGAAGAUGAGGGAACCUUAGCCUUGGCCCAAUUGCAUACGCCCACUCAAGAAUCUCCCUGCAACUCAAUGCUAAUCACAAAACUCCUCGACAUUAUUAGUGACGCGGCGAAAAUGGGCAGUCGCGUUCGUGUUGCAACCCUCAACCUCGCUUUGUUUCUCCUCGUGCUGAUAACGCGAGACUCCUCGCGGGUGUGUCAGUUGACGGAGAACCAGCGGCAACAGGUGCAGGCAACCUUCAUGGAAUCCCACUUGCUGCUGCACAACCUCUACAUGGGGCUUUCUCCUUCAACCCUUCUGGAAAACACCGCCUUCCUCUUCAAUCACGUCACCGACGCCCUCAAGUUGUCCUCAUAUCAGUCAGAGGGGAACCUAACAGAGACCCACAAAACACCCGCGAUGUCGCCUCAACACGGGGGCUCCCUCGGGGGGUCACCCUACGCCACAUUGCCGUUCACGGAACUGGAGCACAUCCAGCGCGCCGUGGCUGUCUUCCUUUGUCUCCACGGCUACCUCAGCACGUACAUUUUUCCGGGGACGAAUGGCGGGGGCGAGCCGCAGAACGAGGUCAAACCGCCCGCGUUGGAGCGUGUUUCUGCGCUCUCGUCGUUUGGCAACAUACCCACAAGUGGGAAGGUCGUUGUAUCUGUUUCGGACCCCAUUGACAUCGCGGCGCACCAGAUCUUCAGUUGUGAAAUUGAGCACGAAAGCGGACGGACUGAGAAGCGCUAUCUCAUUAUCAGCGAUGUGCAGUUCAUCCUGGUGGAACCAAGCCCCCGAAAAAUCGGCUGGGGCACCGUGACGUUUGCUGGUCUUCUUCAGGACACUGUGCUCAAGAUGGAUGCAACGGAUUGUCACAGUUUGAGUAUUAUUGUUUACAAACCCGGCGAGCGAUCAGGCCUCACAAUAGCGAGGAUCAUUACGGAAGCAGCGGGUACUAAUUCGGUCAGCAGCCAAGUCCCCACGUCAUCUCCGCCAAACGUCUUUCCCCUUAUGAACGCGAAAUUACGCUUCCAAAACGCCAUCCAGUGCUCCACAAUCUGUACAUUGGUCACUCAACAGUCGGAGAGAAUACGCGCCUCGAAGCAGGUGAAACUUAGGCGACUUCUUAAUGUACAGGACAAACCCCAGCGCCCCCCAGUUCACGCCACUGUAUUAGGCGCCAGCAGCGGGAACCGCGUGGAGGCCUUUGAACUGCGGCAGCCGAACCACCGCGCGGACUUGGAUGAUUUGAAGCGGACCCGGCUCCUCGACAUGGCCUCUAGGCGGCUCAGGACCGGUGCGUUGCCGCCUACCAACGCCCUCAGGAGGACUCCGGCAUCCUCCCCGGUUAUCCUCGUUGCGCCUGUCAGCCCCUCUCUAAGUACAGCACUAGACCCAUCUCCGAAGGAGUCGGGGGACAAGUCCACAGUGAAAAUUCAGGAGAUACCCAUGGUAGACCUUUCCCGGAAACAGACUACGGAAGCGUCCGCUGCAACCUCAUCGGAGUAA